Molecule: messenger RNA, 3900 nt
Organism: Linnemannia hyalina
Lineage: Eukaryota; Fungi; Mortierellomycota; Mortierellomycetes; Mortierellales; Mortierellaceae
Source: the annotation of a GenBank genome assembly
AUGGCACCUCAGACACCACAAACUCCCCCACUGGCACCCGCCAAUGGUUUUUCCUCCUCCACAAUAUCAACAACAACAACAACAACAACAACGAACGACGUAACCGACCAACAGCAACAAACAACAGGCAGCCCUCAGACCCUUCAGGAAUCAGACACCGUCAUCAUCGUCCGCGCACUCUACCCCUAUGUCUCCGAGGACCCCAACACCAUCUCACUCUCCUUCGAGGCCGAUGAUCUGAUCCAGGUCGUCACCCAGCUCGACUCUGGAUGGUGGUAUGGCUUCUGCAACCAGGCCCGAGGUUGGUUUCCCUCAAACUUUGUCGAGGAGAUCACCCAGUCCGACCUCGAGGACGACUCCGAGGAAGGCGACGAGGACGGAGGCGACAACAACGUCAACACCAAGGAAGUGCACGACCAUGACCAUGACCAUGAUACCAACAGCCAACAUGCCCAUGUUCUCGAGCACGACCUCGACGACCAAGACGCAACUGACUCGGACGAGGAAACGUCAAACGACGACCUAUGGUUGCCCCAGACAACUGCCGAUGGCCAACUCUACUACUUCAAUACCCGGACCGGAGACUCUUCCUGGUCCAUCCCAACUCCGGCCCUCAGCAAGAGGACGACAACACCAGCAACAAAUGUACAGCAACAAGACUCAAAAGAUAGCGCAUCUUCCACCACUCCUCUGGCUCCGCCCUCCCGUCCGAACCAUCACCGCAAUGACUCCAACGGUGCUUCUGUUCCUCACACCAAUGAAGAUCAUCGGUCAACCUCCUCCAGGCGUAGCAUUGCUGCCUCUAUCAGCAGCUCAACGCUCUCGGGCUCGGACACCAUCAAGGACAGCAUGACGCAUGACCAACUGCGCCAAAACGGUGGGAGUAAUGGCCAGGUCACUGCGAGUUCUCGCGCAAUGGGGUCCGCUCAGGAACUGACCGGAACUGAAAGUCACACGGGAUCCAGUCGUUCUAGUUCAUGGCAGGCGUCUGCUGUACCGACCAGAGUCGGCUCUCCCCAUUCACAAGACGGACUUUUGAAUCACACCCAGACCUCCUCCGCGGCCCACGUCCGUAAACCUUCCUCCACAGGAGCCCCAGGCGUCGGUGAUUCUGCCGAAGGUCUGCCACCACUGCCUGUCGUCUCCAACCCUCUGGACCCUACACCAACCUGGGCCUCGCUGGAAGAACAUGCCUCAGCUACACUCCUGAACUUGGUCCAUUCGUCCGAUAACGGAUACAAAUCUUACUACCAGAUUCAGGCUGCCCAGGUCGUAGAGUCCAUUCGUGUAAUGUUUUAUGCGUCGGGAAUGAUUGACAAGGAUUCGGCCCCGAUUCGUCUGCACGGAGACUUGAAGGUGUUCCAUCGCCAGAUCAUGGCAGCCCUCUCGAGACUGAUCCUCUCAGCCAAGAUGGCGUCCAGUGUCUGGCCUCCGGAAGGUUCUGUCGCCAAGAUGCGCUCAGAUGCUGGAGAAGUCGCCACCGCAGUCCGUGAGUUCAUCAUCGCCGCCCAGAAUGCCAAUGUGACGGUGCACGAUGUUGAUGCCAAAUUGGUUGCAGAUCCCGACAGUACCGCCAACGCAACUCACGGCUUAAGGCAUUCUCAGAAACUAGUCAGAUCUCUCUCAACCGUGUCUCGGCCUUCAUUGGAUAGUGGGGAUCGGAGCUUUGCCAAUGGUAGCGCUGGUGGAAAGUCGAGCACCAUCGCAUCAUCGACUGUCUUAACGCCCCUCGAAUAUUACUGCAAGAGCGCGUGUCGAGCCAUUGGAGUUCUAUCGUUGCAAAUCACCAAAGCUGUGGAUAACGUUCAAGGAUCUGCUCUGCAGUCAGGAUCUAACAUCAUGAACUCUGCCCAGUCGUCACAACUCGUCACACAAUGCCACAACGCCAUCUCCCACACUGGAUCUCUGCUAGCUCUAGUCAGCGAAUACUAUGCGACGGUGUUUGCCGAACAUCCAGAUAUCAAGGAUCAUAUUCUGUUGGACGUUCGCGUAUCAAAGCAGGCACUCUACAACAAUGUCGCCUCGUUGGUCAUGGCUGUACAGUUGGCAACCGACCCCAUGGCGCGCAUGAGUGUUCUCGAAAUGGCAUUGGAGGCAACGCAAACUGCAGAGCGCUCGGUCCAGGACCUCACGGCCGCUACACGAGCACUGGCAAUGGCGAGCGAUGAGAUGGAGAAGGGCACAAGGACAAGGAGCGCCUCAGAGGCCAACAUCAGCAGCAGCGAUAGCUUUUUGAUGCUGGAGGAUUCGGAUCUGGAAGGCGACACCAUCAAGGGAAGUAACUCGCGACACCGCCGAUCAGAGUCACGACUCUCAUCGUUCUCGUCCGGGUCCUCCGCUGCCCACUCAAUGGCUUCCGGAGCUUCGGGAGCUGACACUUUUAGCCGUUCAAACGCCGCUAUCUAUGGCUCUUCUCAAGGAUCGUCCGCUGUGGUCGAGAUUGCAGCCGCCAACACUGGACGUGGGCCUAUCGCUGGUACUCCCUCUGACCGUGACCAACAACGCGCUCGCGGUCUCAAGCUGAAGAAGAUGUUUGGAGAGGAUGUGGUCCUGACAGGACCCAAGAUUCCCAAGCCAGUCGAAAUCCCUUGGUUCCUCCAGCACGAUCACUCCACAACCGAGAUUUCAUUCAACAUGGAGGGUCUUGUGAAGGGUGGUACCCUCUCAGCUUUGGUGGAGCGGUUGACUUUGCACGACAGUAUUCCUGCCAGCUUUGUUGCAACCUUCUUGUUGACCUACCGAUCCUUUACCACAACCACCGAGUUCUUCAACCUGCUUUUCCACCGCUUCACCAUCGCACCACCGACGGGACUUGAUGGUCAGGACUUGGUCCAGUGGACCGAACGCAAGCUGACGCCGAUUCGUCUCCGUGUCUUCAACACCAUUAAAACUUGGCUCGAGACCUUCUAUAUGGAGGAUGAGGUGGAAGACCGACAGAUGCUGCCAAAGAUCAAGGAGUUUUCGAGUCUGAUGCGCCAUUCCAUGCAGUUCGCCGCGGUUCAAAUCAUCAAGUUGGUCGAGAAACGCGAGGCCUCGGAUGGAUCUCUCCGGAAGAUGGUCUUGAACCUGACGACACAGGCCCCUCAACCCAUCACCCCUCGCAACCUGAAGAAGAUCAAGUUCUUGGAGCUGGACCCCCUCGAGUUUGCUCGCCAGUUGACCAUCAUGGAGGCUAGCGCCUACAACAAGAUCAAACCUGUCGAGUGUCUUGCCAAGGCCUGGACGAGUGAAGAUCCUGAGAUUGCGGCCAAGGCUGUGAACAUCAAGAGGAUGAUUGAGACGGCCAACUUGUAUGCCAACUGGAUCAACGAGCUGGUUCUUAAUGAGAAGGAUACCAAGAAGCGUGCCCUCAUCAUCCGUCAACUUGUCGCUGUUGCUGAGAAAUUGCGCCAGCUCAACAACUUCAGUUUGCUCUACGCAACAACCGCCGCUCUGGCCCUUUCCCCAAUCCACCGCCUCAAGCGGACCUGGGAACUGGUCCCUGCCAAGGUCAUGAACACCUACGCCACCCUCCAGGCCGUCACCAACUCUGCAAAGUCCUGGACUGAUUACCGUCAAGAACUCCAUUCUGCCAACCCACCCUGUGUCCCCUUUGUCGGUGUUUACCUUACCGAUUUGGUCAUGAUCCAGGACGGAAACGCGGAUUUCUUGAAAGGCGCCGAGCAUCAUAUUAAUUUCGCCAAGCGUGUUAGUACCGCUGAGGUCAUCCGUGAGAUCCAGCAGUACCAGUCGGUGCCGUAUUGUUUGACGACUGUUCCUGAGAUCCAGGCUUUCAUUCGUAGGGGUUUGGAUCAGUCCAAGCCUGUUAACGAGUUGCAUGAGCUCAGUCUAGAAUUGGAGCCAAGGGAAGGCGAAGAGGAGAAGAUAACUAGACUGCUUGCCGAGGCCGGAUUCUUGUAA